AUGGAUCAGUUUGCUAAAGAAUUGGACAAGAAUUUUACUUACAACACGAAUUCGGAUGGUUCCCCUGAUCACUCAGAACCGUGUUGCGAGAUUCCGUGCAUUGAUCCGAUUCACUCUGGAACAAGUCUUAAUGAACCGGAUAGCAAUGAUACUGAAGAGGAGGGUGGAGUACUCGUGGAGGAGGACCACGUGAGGCAUUCCACGUCUUUUACAGAGGACGAUUUCGCCAUUUCCAGUCGAGUUGCAGCCGUCGUUCAUCCUAGACUGCCCUUUUGGGCGUCUACUUUUGCCCUUGUUGACGUGCUUCUGAGUCACUUUGAUGCGCGAGGCAUGAGCGGCCGUCGGUUGCCCCUCCAACCGCCCUUGAGAUUGGUACAGCGGGCAAGCGCACACGUAGUGACUGCCUAUUUGGUCUUGUCCUACAAUCGUAACUCUUGUGGUCUAAACCCUGCUCUAACACUGAAUUCAAACAGCAUCGGGUCAUCAUCUGCGGAGAGUGAAGAGGAGAGUGACUAUGAGGAACCAAGGAAAAUGAAUGGAACACCUUCAUCGUCUGUAGGGGACACGGAGGCACGAACAGAGAGCGACAGUGUUGAGGAGGAUCAGCUCGCUCUUUCAACUGGUGAUGUGCCUGCAGAAAAGUCAGCUGAAUGUGUGGGUUAUCAACUGAUUGCUAUCAAAUCAUGGUUCCCUUCUCUAAUUGAGUCUUCUAAAGUACUUGUGGCUCUAGGGGGUUACGCUGUUCAGAUCUCACAUCUGCCAUGCGACAGGUGCCUCAAAUGUGGUGACUUAAUUAAUUCCGAUGAGAAAGUCAACGCUGCAUGUCCACACUUUCAUGUAAAUUGCUUCCGAUGCGCGCGUUGCGACUGCAUUCUUACAGAAGAAUUUUUACUUGUCAACGGUGCACCAUAUUGCAAAAAUCACUCGGAAUUUCUCUCUUCCGGCGAUACUGCGAAAGAGGAAAACUUGUCUGUAAUGGAACAAGACGAUGGUGAGGUCUCGUCUGAAUCGCUCUCGCUACCAAAGGAAAUGAAGAUCAGGAAUGACCAGGCCUUACAUCGCGGCUCACCUCCGCGCUCAGGCGACGUUUUACCGCCAAUGGGUUCGGCAAGGCGCUUGGUGGAGCAGUGGAGCAACAUCGAAGCCCUUAAAGCGAAUCAAAGUUUCACCAAUGUAACCAGUGCUGCAGACGACCAACAGGCCCCAAAGUCUAAGGUGUCCACAGAACCUACGGAACAGUGGCCCAGUCAAGGUCAAGCACGAGGUCUGAUCGCAAAGUUUUCAGCCAUGCAUGCUUAA
Molecule: messenger RNA, 1299 nt
Organism: Hydatigera taeniaeformis
Lineage: Eukaryota; Metazoa; Platyhelminthes; Cestoda; Cyclophyllidea; Taeniidae
Source: the annotation of a GenBank genome assembly